AUGAGGAAACUAACCUUCGAGGUCGGUGAGGAGAAAACCAAAUUCAUUCUUUCAAUAUUUCUGAAGGAACCUGCUAUAGGUGAAACCAGUUGUUUCAUAGACAUCAUCGACGAAUGUAUAAAGGAAAUGGAGAUGGAACCACCUAAGGAUACUAAAGUCCUAAAAGUUCUGGCACCUCCUAUAUUAGAAGAUGACGAAUGGCGUAGGCCAUAUGUGGAUGACAAUUUGAGGGAAUGCCUCACACUAACUCCCAAUCAUAUGCCUUGCCCAAAGAAACCUUAUGUAGAACUUAAGACGAUUCCCAAAAACCUAAGGUAUGAAUUCUUAGAUAAAGAGCUUGAACUACCGAUAAUAGUCAACGGAGACUUAGGUAAAAAAGAAACUGAGCAGUUAUUGGAUGUUUUAAGGAAGUACCCCAUAACCCUAGGAUAUAACUUCUCUAAUCUCAAAGGGAUCAGCCCCUGUGCGUGCAUGCAUAGAAUUAUGCUAGAGGAAGACUCAAAAACCUCCAGAGAACACCAGAGGAGAAUAAACCCUUUUAUGAAUGAUGUAGUAAAGAGGGAGGUACUAAAGCUACUAGAGGAAGGAAUUAUAUACCCAAUAUUCGACAGUAAAUGGGUCAGCCCAGUACAUGGUUUACCUAAAAAAGGAGGUGUUAUAUUAGUCAAGAAUGACAAAGGCGAAGUUGUAGCAAAGCGUGUUGAGACUGGGUGGAGAAUGUGCAUAGAUUAUAGAAAAUUGAACAAAUCCACCCAAAAAGAUCAUUUCCCUUUACUCUUCAUUGACCAGAUGCUUGAACGAUUGGCUAGGCAUUCUCAUUUAUUUUAUUUAGAUGGCUACUCAGGAUUUUUCCAAAUCCCAAUUCACCCUGAUGACCAAGAGAAGACCAUUUUCACAUGUCCUUAUGGCACAUUCGCCUAUCAACGAAUGUCAUUCGGAUUAUGUAACGCUCCCGCAACAUUUCAAUGA
Lathyrus oleraceus (garden pea) is the source of this 969-nucleotide messenger RNA. RefSeq lists its product as uncharacterized. The coding region runs from base 1 to 969 and encodes 322 amino acids. The record is from RefSeq and is a predicted model, not a curated record. NCBI's taxonomy places the organism in Eukaryota, Viridiplantae, Streptophyta, Magnoliopsida, Fabales, Fabaceae. The transcript has a single exon.